Molecule: messenger RNA, 2990 nt
Organism: Trichoderma asperellum CBS 433.97
Lineage: Eukaryota; Fungi; Ascomycota; Sordariomycetes; Hypocreales; Hypocreaceae
Biological process (GO): L-leucine biosynthetic process
Cellular component (GO): 3-isopropylmalate dehydratase complex
Molecular function (GO): 4 iron, 4 sulfur cluster binding; 3-isopropylmalate dehydratase activity
Source: RefSeq, a predicted model, not a curated record
AGCUGUUCUGCACCCCGCUCGUUUCUUAAUUUCUCCAGACUUUUUCAUCUUUUUAUUAAAAAGACACGCAGACAAUUGAGCUGUGGUGGUUGAUUGAUUCACCGGUAGAGUGAAGCAAGGGCCUGCAAAAUUCCAGCUUCAACUUUAAGCUCCAUCGCUGCUUACAACUUCAGCUUCCAUAGCUUCCGUGCCCCUCCUUUUGGUGCAGCAAAAAACGUCACUUGCAGCGUCUUUCGGCCGCUCUUCUUUCUCUCCAUCAUCCCUGAUCCUCCCCUUCUUUUCACUUCCUUCUACACAACGACACAAUGCCCGUAUCAGUAGGAACGCCGCAGACCCUUUACGAUAAGGUGCUCUCGAGCCACAUUGUCGACGAGAAGCUCGACGGCACAAUCCUCCUCUACAUCGACAGACACUUGGUUCAUGAAGUGACAUCACCGCAAGCAUUUGAGGGUCUCAAAUCUGCCGGCCGCCAAGUCCGCAGACCGGACUGCACCCUGGCCACCACCGAUCACAAUGUCCCCACCACAUCCCGAAAAGGCAUCAAGGACAUCGCGACCUUCAUCAAGGAGGAUGAUUCCCGCACACAAUGCGUUACCCUCGAAGAGAACGUCAAGGAGUUCGGUCUGACAUAUUUCGGCCUGGGCGACAAGCGCCAGGGAAUUGUCCAUGUCAUUGGGCCUGAGCAGGGCUUCACCCUCCCCGGCACCACCGUCGUCUGCGGUGACAGCCAUACCUCCACACACGGUGCCUUUGGCUCCCUCGCUUUUGGCAUUGGUACCAGUGAGGUUGAGCACGUUCUGGCUACCCAAUGCUUAAUCACCAAGCGCAGCAAGAACAUGCGCGUUCAGGUUGACGGAGAGCUCGCCCCUGGUGUCAGCUCCAAGGACGUCGUGCUGCACGUCAUUGGCAAGAUUGGCACUGCUGGAGGUACCGGCGCUGUCAUUGAGUUCUGCGGCUCCGUUAUUCGAGCCCUCAGCAUGGAGGCCCGUAUGUCCAUCUGCAACAUGUCCAUCGAGGGUGGCGCCCGUGCCGGUAUGGUAGCCCCUGACGAGCACACCUUUGAAUACCUCAAGGGCCGUCCCUUGGCUCCCAAGUAUGGAUCCGACGAAUGGGACAGAGCUGUUGCCUACUGGAAGUCUCUGGCUUCCGAUGAGGACGCCAAGUACGAUAUCGACGUUUUCAUCGAUGCCAAAGACAUCAUCCCAACCGUCACUUGGGGUACCAGCCCUGAGGAUGUUGUCCCAAUUACCGGCAAGGUCCCUGACCCAGAGACCUUCGCCACCGAGACCAAGAAGGCAGCUGGUCGCAGGAUGCUGGAGUAUAUGGGACUGACAGCCGGAACUCCCAUGGAGGAGAUUGCCGUUGACAAGGUCUUUAUCGGUUCCUGUACCAACUCGAGAAUCGAAGAUAUGCGAGCUGCGGCCCACGUCGUCAAGGGCAAGAAGAUUGCCUCCAACAUCAAGCGAGCCAUGGUGGUCCCCGGCUCUGGUCUUGUCAAGACGCAGGCCGAGGCCGAGGGCAUCGACCAGGUCUUCAUUGACGCCGGAUUCGAGUGGAGGGAGGCUGGCUGCAGUAUGUGUCUCGGCAUGAACCCUGACAUUCUGUCGCCUAAAGAACGCUGCGCCAGUACCUCUAACCGAAACUUCGAGGGCCGUCAAGGAGCCGGUGGUCGGACUCACCUCAUGUCUCCUGUCAUGGCUGCUGCCGCUGCCAUUACGGGCAGGCUUACUGAUAUUCGCAAGCUGACCGAGUACACUGCCAGCCCUCACGUUCAGGCUCGUGUUUCUUCCACCACCCCCGUUGAGGCCCCUCACAUCGAUGAGCGUGUCGAGGAUUCUGAUGAGCGAGAGGUCAUCGGAGACCAGCCACAGGAUCUCCAGCCACACACCAACACCCUGGUGCCCAAGACUGAUUCUGCUGGCAUGCCCAAAUUCCUCACUCUCAAGGGAAUUACAGCUCCUAUGGAUCUGGCCAACGUCGACACUGAUGCCAUCAUUCCUAAGCAGUUCCUGAAGACGAUUAAGCGUACCGGGCUGGGCUCAGCUCUCUUCCACAACCUGCGCUACCUUCCUGACGGUGCUGAGAACCCUAGCUUCGUCCUGAACCAGGAGCCAUACAGGGGCUCCAAGAUUUUGGUCUGCACUGGCCCCAACUUCGGCUGCGGAUCAUCUCGAGAGCACGCCCCUUGGGCCCUGCUUGACUUUGGCAUCAAGGCCGUCAUUGCGCCGUCAUUUGCCGACAUCUUCAACAACAACAUGUUCAAGAACGGCAUGCUGCCCAUCCAAAUCUCCAGCAAGGCCGACAUCGACGCCAUCGCCGCUGAGGGUCGCGCCGGAAGGGAAGUGGAAAUUGACCUGCCCAACCAGCUCAUCAAGAACGCAGCCGGCGAAACCAUCUGCGCGUUCGACGUUGAGGAGUUCCGAAAAUACUGCCUGGUUAAUGGCUUUGACGACAUUGGUCUGACAAUGCAGCUCAAUGACAAGAUUGUCGAGUUUGAGAAGAGACGAACAAUUCACACCCCUUGGCUGGAUGGCACCGCCUACCUGAAGAGAGGCAAGGAUGGUCGCCUGGCUGCCAAGGCGGUGCCCGUGCCAAAGACAAACCGUGGAGAAGAGAAGAAGGAGCCGCUGGAGUGGUGAUUUGGGUGCCUCUUUUAGUUUCUUCCUCUUUCCCUCUUGUUUACCCUUUGCUAAAAUCUCCUUUUAAUUUCUCUCUUGGCUUCUUUUUCUCGUUUUAUGAUAUCUAAAAAGACGAAUAAUUACGUCGAGUCUAUCAUUAAAAAGCCCAGUGCGGGUUGAUAUGACAAAAGGAGGGGAUAGUGGAUAUGGGCUCCUAUUUAGCGAGCCAUGUCGGCCGAGGGCCAUGCAUCAAAAAGGAAUUGCGUUGUUUUGCUAUGUGUGCACAUACAUGAGACAGGGAACUUUACUUAGUUUUUGCUUAGUUGCUUGAAAACACGAUCCAUUUCGAUUUUCAAAGGUACUAUUUUGCUU